Lindgomyces ingoldianus is the source of this 2719-nucleotide messenger RNA. Its product is annotated as sulfate permease. Gene Ontology annotation, cellular component: membrane. NCBI's taxonomy places the organism in Eukaryota, Fungi, Ascomycota, Dothideomycetes, Pleosporales, Lindgomycetaceae. The record is from RefSeq and is a predicted model, not a curated record. Gene Ontology annotation, molecular function: secondary active sulfate transmembrane transporter activity. Gene Ontology annotation, biological process: transmembrane transport. The transcript is spliced from 5 exons. The coding region runs from base 161 to 2638 and encodes 825 amino acids.
GCUUGUUGAAGCUUGUUGGCACCUGUCAGGCCACUGCAAGUGAAGGGGUAAGAACGCACGUGGACUUCCUUCCGGGACUGGACAGUGUCUGACCAACCCUCCAAUCCCUGCCAGAAACCUUUCUGGCUAUAUACACUUUAACAACAACUUUUCCCUUAUCAUGACUUCAACAAGGACCAAAGUUGGCCAUGGCCUUGCCAAAGUCUUAGGCAUCGACCUACACUACCGCAACGAAACUGGCUCCGAGCGUGUCACUCGAGGAGAAUCAGUCUUCUCGGUCUCAUCUGCAGAUACAUAUGUCGAACAAGAGCCUACCACCCUAGAAUGGCUUCAGGAUAUUACUCCCUCCGGCCAUGACGUCGCGCAGUACUUCAUCCGGCUGUUCCCCUUCCUUCAAUGGAUCACUCGCUACAACGCCCAAUGGCUCAUCGGAGAUCUUGUCGCGGGUAUCACCGUUGGUGCCGUCGUCGUGCCACAGAGCAUGGCCUAUGCAAAGCUCGCCCAACUUCCCGUUGAGUUCGGGCUCUACUCAUCAUUCAUGGGAGUUCUGAUUUACUGGUUCUUCGCCACGUCCAAAGACAUUACCAUUGGCCCCGUCGCGGUUCUAUCAACUGUCACCGGAAAUGUUGUCAUUGAAGCGUCCAAGAAACUCCCGGGCGUCUCGAAGGAUAUCAUCGCUUCAGCCCUAGCCAUCAUUGCUGGCUCUAUCGUACUCUUUCUCGGCCUGGCACGACUUGGGUGGAUUGUAGAAUUCAUCACACUGGCAGCCAUCAGUGCAUUCAUGACUGGGUCUGCCCUCAAUAUCGCCGUGGGUCAAGUGCCGACGCUUAUGGGCAUCACUGGUUUCUCGACUCGUGAAUCCACUUACAAGGUAGUCAUAAACAUCUUGAAGCACCUUGGGCGAUCGAACAUGAAUGCCGCUGUUGGACUCACGGCCCUAUUCUUGCUGUACCUCAUCCGCAUGACAUGCAACUUCCUGGCCAAGAGAUACCCGAACAGGAGGAAGAUGUUCUUUUUUAUCAGCACUCUACGAACUGCUUUCGUUAUCUUGCUCUAUGUCUUGAUCAGCUACUUGGCUAAUAGGCAUCAUCGGAAGCAUCCCAAGUUCAGCAUUCUUGGCAGCGUCCCGCGAGGUUUCAAACAUGCCCGAGCUCCCCCAAUCACCACAAAUAUACUCUCAGCCUUUGCUUCUGAGCUACCCUCAACUGUCAUUGUCCUUUUAAUUGAACACAUAUCAAUUUCGAAGUCCUUUGGAAGAGUCAACAACUAUACCAUUGAUCCUUCUCAAGAAUUGGUCGCUAUUGGCGUUACCAACGUUUUGGGGCCGAUGCUUGGCGCUUACCCCGCCACUGGGUCCUUCUCCAGAACCGCUAUCAAGUCAAAGGCUGGUGUGCGGACUCCAUUUGCAGGUGUCAUUACAGCUAUCGUGGUUUUGCUCGCCAUCUAUGCUCUUCCAGCUAUGUUCUUCUACAUUCCAAACGCUGCCCUUGCCGCCGUCAUUAUACAUGCUGUCGGAGACCUGAUUACACCACCAAAUACUGUGUACCAAUUUUGGAGGAUAUCGCCUCUAGAAGUGCCUAUUUUCUUUGCUGGGGUGUUUGUAACAGUCUUCAGCAGCAUUGAGAACGGAAUCUACACGACUGUCUCAGCUUCGGCAGCCAUGUUCUUAUUCCGCGCUUUUAAAGCCAAGGGUCGCUUCCUAGGAAGAGCUAAAAUCCACUCCGUUAUUGGGGAUCAUCUCCUUAAUCCCACGAACGAUACCAAAGAGGGUGGUGGGAUCACUACGCGAAAGUCUCCAUCUGAAGGAGAAGACUCGGUCAGGAAUGUCUUCUUGCCAAUCGGCCAUCAUGAUGGUUCCAAUCCGCAAAUUGAUCUGGAGGAUCCAUACCCCGGCAUUUUCAUCUAUCGAUUUUCUGAGGGCUUCAACUAUCCAAAUGCGAACCAAUAUCUUGAUCAAUUGGUCGACACCAUCUUUAAGAAGACUCGCCGCACGAACCCUGCUACAUAUGGCAAACCUGGAGAUCGGCCAUGGAACGACCCCGGCCCACGCCGCGGCAAGGAAGUUGACCCAACUGAUCACCGUCCUACAUUGAAAGCUGUCAUUCUCGACUUCUCUUCAGUCAACAAUGUCGACAUCACCUCAGUCCAGAAUCUCAUUGACGUCCGCAACCAACUCGAUCGGUAUGCGGCUCCCGAUACCGUGGACUGGCACUUCUGCUGCAUCAACAACCGAUGGACAAAGCGUGCGCUUGCGGCCGCCGGCUUCGGAUACUACUCCCCAGAUCCACUUGACUCGGGUGUCCAUAGAUGGAAACCUAUCUUUAGCGUGGCCGAGAUUGGUGGUAGCAACAGCGCCGCAGCCGCAGCGGAGGCCAGGGAGAACAAAAGGGCCCUGCAUGAGGCUGCCAAACGCCGUGGAUCUAGUACUGCAGAUGAUAUUGAGGAAGGCGUUUCGACGCCUAGCUCCGAGAGCGAUUCACUCGACAAGCAGAUCAGUACAUCAAAGGCGUAUGGCACCAUUGGGCAGAGGCCGGCUAGGGUUGCGGUUGUACAGGGCUUAAACAGACCUUUAUUCCAUGUCGAUAUCACAGCGGCUCUGAACAGUGCGUUGGCGAAUGUGCAGAGGAAGUCACACUGAGACGAUUAAGUAAUAGGAAGUAAUGAUGGCCGCGGAGGAGUUUGUGGGUAAAUGGAUUUCGGAUUAGAUAGAUGAUACCGG